Carassius auratus (goldfish) is the source of this 4068-nucleotide messenger RNA. Its product is annotated as partitioning defective 6 homolog alpha-like. The transcript is spliced from 3 exons. NCBI's taxonomy places the organism in Eukaryota, Metazoa, Chordata, Actinopteri, Cypriniformes, Cyprinidae. The record is from RefSeq and is a predicted model, not a curated record. Gene Ontology annotation, molecular function: protein binding. Bases 157 to 1317 code for a protein of 386 amino acids. Gene Ontology annotation, cellular component: cell cortex; nucleus; apical plasma membrane. Gene Ontology annotation, biological process: centrosome cycle; establishment or maintenance of cell polarity; regulation of cellular localization.
ACAAAUCAGUCCAGUCCAGCCUGUGAAUCAGUACUGCGGAUCACGACUGUCAGUUUCAACUCAUGCUGCGCACACGAUCUCUGGCAGCCGACUCUUGUAUCUAGGGGCACUCUUGUGCGAUACAGCCCGUGGGAAUAUAUAUAUAUAUAUCGCAACAUGUCACGGCAUCACAGGACGUCGCUGAAAAACGAGGAGAGUGUGGUGGAGGUGAAGAGCAAAUUUGAGGCGGAGUACCGCAGGUUUGCCCUGAAGAAGAAAGGAGCCGGGGGCUUCCAGGAAUUCUACCAGCUGCUGCAGACCAUUCACCGGAUCCCCGGAGUGGAUGUGCUGCUGGGAUAUGCUGACGUCCAUGGAGAUCUACUUCCAAUCAACAAUGAUGACAACUUCCACAAAGCACUGUCCUCGGCCAAUCCGCUGCUUCGGAUCAUCAUUCAAAGGAGAGAUGUAGAUGACUCCAUGCCCUUUCCAACAGGCUCUCUUCAGAGAAGAAAAAAGGGCCUAGCUGGUCUGCAUCAACCAAAGCAGAGGUCCAAACCAUCGCUGCUCAUCGGCCUUCCGCAGGAUUUCCGGCAGAUCUCUUCUAUCAUAGAUGUGGACAUCUUACCCGAUACGCACCUCCGUGUCCGUCUGCACAAGCAUGGCACCAACAAACCCCUCGGCUUUUACAUUCGUGAUGGCGUCAGCGUCCGCGUCACUCCCCAAGGGGUGGAGAAAGUUCCCGGCAUCUUCAUCUCUCGCCUCGUGAAAGGAGGAUUAGCAGAGAGCACAGGAUUGCUGGCAGUCAACGACGAGAUUCUGGAGGUGAACGGUAUCGAUGUGGCAGGUAAAUCACUGGAUCAGGUCACCGACAUGAUGGUGGCGAACAGCCACAACCUCAUCGUGACCGUGAAACCCGCCAAUCAGCGCAACAACACAAUGCACCGUGCGAGUAAAACGUCUGCUGGCAACAGUUCGGCUGGCUCGGUAGGCUCCGCCCUCUCACAUGACUCCGCCCCCAGUCCCGCCUCACAGAACGCCAGCCAAUACAGCAACAGCAACAGUGUGGCUGAGGGCGACAGUGACGAUGAUACGGACCUCAUCAUCGAGAACGACAACCUGUUGACGUACACGCCACACCGUAUGACUAAUGGCAGUGGCAGCCAUGCUAACACCCUGUCGUCGGGUUCAUUUGCACACAGGCCCCUCCCACAAAGUGUUUCUUUGCCCAGUAGCAGUUCUUUAAGCUCCCUGACUACACCUACACACAACGGCAGCCCCACCAAGAUGAGCAGUAGUCAAGAAAGCAUGAGAGAGGACGGCAACUUUAUUACGUUGUGAGCUACAGUAGGUUUUUACACCACAGUUUAGCCUUUAUGCACAUUUAUAAGAAAAUGAAGGAACUAUUAUAUUAUCAGCUAUUGUUUUUCACCCAUUACUGUCACAAACAACAACCAAUUCAUGAUCUUUCCUGUGAAUGAGGACCUUUGGCCCAGAUCACACUGGUUGCACAAUCUAGCCCGUGUGUGAGGGCAUGUGGCUGUCACUGUAUGGAAGUGCCUUAUGGCUCUCUACUCCUCUCGCCUUAGUUGUUUUUUCUCCUUUUGGGACAAAUCGGCCGUAUUCAUUUGUAUUGACUCCGAGGACAGUCGAUCAGAAGUGUGCUAGCUACCACUGGGGUGCCUGACGUUAUCACUUGCACCUCCGAGGAUUCGAGAGAUGAACAAAUCACAUGUGGAAAUGAUGCGUGUCUUGUUUUGGAUUCAUCUCGCUUUUAAGGACGCAUCUUGCAUUGAUGAUGAUGGAAGAUGAUGAGGAGGAGGAGGAGGAGGAGGAGGAAAAUACAAGUGUUAAACCAGAUCUGAUCAGUGUUGAUUAUGUUUGUUUGCUCAUCGCAUCUCAUUCUGACGCUGAUCGUAGUUUCUGUUACUGAAAAUGUCUACCAAAAUGUGCUCUACAUGAUUAUUUUAAAGUGUUGGUAUUUGCAAUCAAGUCAUCAAUUCAAAGUGUUUAUAGAUCACUUUUUUUAAUGUCUCAAAAAUGUGCAGUAUGAGACGUGAAGUGUAGUGUUAAGAUCAUCCCCAAUACGGCAACAUUUAAAGAUGAUUGUAUUCUCUCUCACUGUUUGUUCAAAAGAUAUUUUUAACACUUCCAAGUUGGCUUAAUAUUGACAUUCAUUAUCUCUGUCAAAAAAAGCUAAGUUCCAAGGAAAUUGAAACCUCUUUUUGGGUUAAUCUGCUGUCUAAUGUUGCAUUAAAAGUGGAAUUCACCCGAAAAAGUAAAUUCGUGGAAAUUCACUCACAGUCAUGUUAUUCCAAACCUAUUUGACUUCGUCUUCUGUGGAACACAAAAGAAGAUAUUUGAAGAUUUUUGGUAACCCAAUAGUUUGCUUACCAUUUGAGUUAACUGAAAACAGACUUUUCUCAAAACGUCAUCUUGUAUGUUCUUCAGAGGAAAGAAAGUUGAACAGGUUUGGAACAACAUGAGGGGAGUAAUGGAAUUUUCAGUUUUGGGUUAACUAUCCUUUUCAGGUUUAUAAACAGGUUUGAAUUUUGCCUUUUAUUGUUUAAAAAAGCAUUCAGGCACACGCUCUUUUUUUUUUUUUACGAUUUUCCCCUUUUUGUUUAUAGUUUUUCUCCACCUCCAGAAAAAUAGGAAUCUAUAUAGUUAUCUGGCACCAGUGCGGCGUAACUUCAGAAAGACUUGACCUCUCAUAGUCUGUCCAUUCUCCUGUGUGCUCAGUUUUUCUGUAAAGAGAAAAAAAUAAUAGGAAAUUCCUUUUCAUGUUUGGAAAGGCAAGAUUUCUGCACACUGGGACCUUUUUCACGCAGUCCUCUCCUGAUGGCCAAAGCUGUGAGGCUUUCUUAGCCUUGGUGGGUGUGUGCAUGUGUGUGUUCGUUCUUAUUUUAAAGUAUAAUCUUACAGAAACAGUACUGAGGUGGACACUGUCAGUCUCGGGCCAAAUAUUGUUUUCUCUAAUGUCCAACAGACCCGAUUGCUGUUUUCAGGCAACGGGUUUCCAGGUGAACGCUUGUUUAGACUGUGGAGAUACCGGCCUCAGGACAUCCAGUGCUUUAAAGGCUGUCUAUCAAACCAAGUGCCCAUGAUGGACAAAAGACUUAAAUGCAUAAAAUGCCUAAAACAUCCCAGUGCUUUUUCCAGGUGUACUGAUGAGCGAAUUAUCCUUUAUCAGGAUUACAUUUGGGGAUGUUACUAAUAUAUAUUUGUUAAUCAUUCCGAAUGUUUUGAAGGACAUCUCAAGUUUAACAUUUUCAGUUAGAAGCUGUUGCCAGUAAAAAUAACCAGGAAGCCAGUUUUUCAUGCCAUAACUGAUAGGUGUGAAUCAUGAAGGUGUAUCCUUAUCCUUAUCAUCAUUAUCUGGUUUAACUCGAUCUUCAAAACCAAUGAGGUGUUACUUCGCCACAAAACUGACAUCUAUCAGGGUAGCUUUGAAUCUGAAAGAGAGUGUAGUUUACUUGAACUGGUCUAGACGUAACCUGUGCACAGCUGACAGUGACUCGUUGCCUCGGGUUUUCACAGCAACAUUGUUACAAGCAGACAGCAAGGACAAACGUAUAGCAAGAGAUAUCUGGAGAAGCGUGAACUGUCGCUUUGUUGACUAUAUUUAAUUAAUAGGUUUUAUUGGUAUACUCUAGAUGGAGGGAGUAAAUGAAAAGCGCUGGGUUUUAAGAAAAAUAAGUGAUGGCACGUAAACUACAUAGAGCAGCACACAACUGGAGCACCAAUAAUACCACAUGAGCAUUAUUUUUUUUGUGCGUAUGUCAAUGUAUAUGUAUAAAUAGAAAAAUGAAAUGACGGCCACUUUUGUACACUAGGAGCCCUUUUUAUAAAAAAGAGCAUUUUAUAUAUGUGUAAAAUAUUGAAAGUAUUUUUCUUAUUCUUGUACUUUUGUAUGUAUAUUAGAAUUCUGGAGAGGAGGUUUCUAUUUCUUUUGAGUAUCACAAACAAAACUCAAAUCUUUAGACGCUUGUGUUUUUAUUCUAAUUAGAUGGGUCAAGGUGUACAAUGCUGUGAAUGUUAUAAGCGGAUUAUGAAAUGUUCUAUCAAGAUAAUAAAAGUAUUUAAAGUUGA